AUGAAUUCUUCGUUAACAACGCCUCCUGGUUCCUACCAGGGGCCAUUGGCUUUUAUGUCCAAGCUAUCUGAAAAGGUGUACCUCUAUCAGCCUCCAUCCACCACUGGUGUCGGCGCCUCGCCGUCGGCCGGCCACCCCAAGCUGAUCAUGGUCUUUGGCUGGAUGGACGCGCGCGACGUACACCUGGCCAAGUACAUAAUCGGGCACCGGGCACUGUUCCCGAGGUCCCAGCUCCUGCUCGUCAAGGACCGCAUCUACCACCACUUCCUCCCCCUACUGGCCGCGCGCGCCCUGAGGCCCGCCAUCGCCGCGCUCAAGGCCGCGCAGCUGUCGGGCGACAGGACCGAGCUCCUCGUCCACGCCUUCUCCAACGGCGGGUCCGGCAUGCUGGCCAACCUGUACCGGCGGCACGUGCUCCCGCCGCACGUCAUGAUCAUGGACUCGUGCCCGGGCCAGUUCUCGUACCGGCGCACCCUGGCCGUGCUCAAUGUCGGCCUGCCCUUUUGGACGCGAUUGCUGCUGGCGCCCGUGUUCCACGCCUUCAUCGUCUGCUACUACCUCGCCUUUUACGUCUCCCCUUGGGGCCGGAGGCGGGGCCCCUCCCUGGCCCGCAACGCCGCCGCCCACAACGACAGGUCCGUCAAGGGCGACGGCGAGAGGGCCAGGGCCUACAUUUAUAGCGACGUCGACGAGUUCAUUGCAUCCCGCGACGUCGAGAGGCAUGCCGCCCAGGCGAAGCAGAUGGGUCUGCCUGUGAGGUUGGAGAAGUUUGUCGGCAGCCCCCACGUUGCUCACAUGCGCACCGACGAGGAUCGCUACUGGUCCAUUGUGCAGGAGACAUGGGAUGAGGGACAGACCAGAUUGGACUGA
This is a messenger RNA of Pyricularia pennisetigena, 870 nucleotides long. RefSeq lists its product as uncharacterized. The transcript has a single exon. The record is from RefSeq and is a predicted model, not a curated record. The coding region runs from base 1 to 870 and encodes 289 amino acids. NCBI's taxonomy places the organism in Eukaryota, Fungi, Ascomycota, Sordariomycetes, Magnaporthales, Pyriculariaceae.